AUGAAGGUUACCGCUGUGUUUGUCGGUUGUUUAGCUUUGGCUGCUUUGUCUUAUGCUUACCGGAACUACAACGACAAUUUCUAUGUUUUCGACCGUCAUGGCGAUGACCACCAUGACAAUAAUGGAAAACAGCAUCACGAAAACCAACAACAUAACGACCUUCAUGAUGAACAUCGGCACGAGAAACAUCAGGAAGGACGUGAUCAUCAUUAUAACUAUGGAGUAGACGACAAGCAUCAUGAUGGAGAACAUCAUUUACAGCACAGUCACGCAUUCGUUAACGGCGCUGAAGCUGGCCACCAUAACGCGCAUAAUGGGAAAUGGAAAAAGCAGCAGGAGCGAGGACAUAAGACAGACUGGAACGAUUACGCAUACGGUGGUCAUGGUGAUUGGGUGAAAGAACGUUCAUGGGGAGACAGAGUGGAGCAGGGUACCGGUAAUCACCAAAACAACGAAUGGGAAGGUUUAUGGGAAGAUGACUUUGGGCGCACUCGGCACGACUACGGAGUAAAAAACCAUGGUUUUGGAAAUCAUGAAGGUGGCUUUGGAAGUCAUGUCAACAGUGACCAUAACGAUUACAGCAAACAUGAUUUGUAUAGCGGAGACCACGCGAGCGACAACAGCAAUAUGCAUAGAGCUGACCACGACCGCUAUUAUGGACGCCAUGGUUCAAGCGCCCGUGAUUACUUUGAUGAUUACUUGAAAGCUUGA
Molecule: messenger RNA, 711 nt
Organism: Enterobius vermicularis (human pinworm)
Lineage: Eukaryota; Metazoa; Nematoda; Chromadorea; Rhabditida; Oxyuridae
Source: the annotation of a GenBank genome assembly